CUCGCCGCCACGGGGGUGGUGCUGAGCUGCCUGGCCGCCGUGACAUGGCUGGUGCUGAAGCUGAGGCAGGGCGUCCUCAUGCUCGCCGUGACUAGCGCGGCCAAGACCACGUCCCUCGUCGCCUUGGAGAGGGUCCCGGCGUCCUGGCGGCCCUACCUGGCCUACCUGCUGGGGCUGCUGGGCAUCCUUCUGGCCGGCUACGCCGACCGGCUCUGGCCCCCGCGGCGGGCCGCCCCGCUGGCCGAGCCUCCCGCCGCCCCCCCGGCCGCGGACGAAGCCCCGGUGCUCAGGCGGCGGCGGCGGUCCAGCUCCAUGAUCUCCCCCGAGAUGUCGGGCGGCGGCGGCAGCGGCAACAAGACCCACCGGAGGACCUCGCUGCCCUGCAUUCCCCGGGAGCAGCUCAUGGGGCAUUCUGAAUGGGAUCACAAACGAGGACCCAGAGGCUCACAGUCUUCUGGCACCAGCAUCACGGUGGACAUCGCUGUCAUGGGAGAGGCACACGGGCUCAUCACAGACCUCCUGGCUGAUCCUUCGCUGCCCCCCAACGUCUGCACGUCCCUGAGGACAGUGAGCAACCUGCUCAACACUCAGCUGACCUUCCAGGCCAUCCACAAGCCCAGGGUGAAUCCCUUGGUGUCCUUCAGUGAGAACUACACCUGCUCCGACUCGGAGGAAUGUCCGGAGAAGGGAGAGAAACUGGCAAUUCCCAAGCGCUUACGGAGGAGUUUGCCUCCAGGACUGCUGAGACGAGUGUCCUCGACCUGGACCACCACCACAUCAGCCACAGGACUGCCCACCCUGGAGCCAGCUCCAGUGAGGAGGGACCGCAGUGCCAGCAUCAAACCUCACGAAUCUUCUUCAUCCAGCUCUGACUCCUGGAACAGCUCCAUUCUGAUGACAAUCACCAAGAGCAGGUCCUUCUCCACCUCCUACGCCGUGUCCUCCGCCAACCACCUGAAUGCCAAGCGGCAGAGCCGCCAAGGUAUCCCUCCAAAUAUUUCACCUCUCACCUCCCCGUGCCAUUCGCCGAUUCAGGGGACGCCUGCCACGAGUCCUACUGGCAAAACAUCUUCUGUGUCAUUUCCAGAGCCCACAGACACUGACACCAAGCAGGGCCUAAAGCCACACAAAGUCUUAACUUCUACUCAGAGUGCACCUAGCCUGUCAGACCCUGUCAUCAGCCCCUCCAUCAUCUGCAGAAGCUGUGGCAGACCCUACACCCAAACAGAAGCUGGUGAUGGGACACUAAAUAGAAAUGAUGCUACUACACACACCCUGAACAGAACAGAUGACCCUGCCCAAGCCACCUCUGACUACGAGACCAACAACAGUGACAGCAGUGACAUCGUGCAGAACGACGACGACGCGGAUUGCUCCAAGGAGCAGCCACGGAAGGGAUCUGGCUGUAGGUCCUACACACCUGAGACCAUCAUCCUGCAUCCCUUGACACCACCUGAGGACAAACCUGUACUGGCUCCUGAACCCCUGGUUAUGGACAACUUGGAUCCCCUGAUGGAGCAGCUCAAUAGCUGGAACUUCCCAAUCUUUGAUUUGGUGGAAAAAAUUGGGAAGAAAUGCGGUCGGAUUCUCAGUCAGGUAUCAUACAGACUUUUUGAUGACAUGGGGUUGUUUGAAACUUUUAAAAUACCAGUGAGGGAAUUUAUGAACUACUUUCAUGCCUUGGAGUGUGGAUACAGAGAGAUUCCUUAUCACAACCGAAUCCAUGCCACGGAUGUGCUGCACGCCGUGUGGUACCUCACAACCCAGCCCAUCCCGGGACUGCCUACGGUCAUCAACGACCACGGCUCAGCCAGUGACUCAGAUUCUGACAGUGGGAUCACCCAUGGCCACAUGGGGUACGUCUUUUCAAAGACCUACACACCUUCAGACGACAGCUACGGAUGCCUGGCUGGCAACAUCCCUGCCCUGGAGCUGAUGGCUCUUUAUGUGGCUGCAGCCAUGCAUGACUAUGAUCACCCAGGAAGGACCAAUGCCUUCUUGGUAGCAACCAGUGCUCCUCAGGCGGUGCUGUACAACGACCGCUCCGUGCUGGAGAACCACCACGCUGCUGCUGCCUGGAACCUCUUCAUGUCCAGGCCAGAGUACAACUUCCUGGUCAACCUGGACCAUGUGGAGUUCAAGCAUUUCCGCUUCCUCGUCAUCGAGGCCAUCCUGGCUACUGACCUGAAGAAGCACUUUGAUUUCGUGGCCAAGUUCAACGCCAAGGUGAACGAUGACGUUGGCAUCGACUGGACCAACGAGAACGACCGCCUGCUGGUCUGCCAGAUGUGCAUCAAGCUGGCUGACAUCAACGGGCCUGCCAAGUGCAAGGACCUGCACCUGCAGUGGACAGAGGGCAUCGUCAACGAGUUCUAUGAGCAGGGUGAUGAAGAGGCCAGCCUGGGCCUGCCCAUCAGCCCUUUCAUGGACCGCUCUGCUCCCCAGCUGGCACACCUCCAGGAGUCCUUCAUCACUCACAUCGUGGGACCUCUCUGCAACUCCUACGACUCGGCAGGGCUGAUGCCAGGAAAAUGGAUAGAAGAGAGUGAUGAGUCAGGAGACACCGAUGAGCAGGAGGAGGAGGAAACAGCAGAAAUGGACACCUGUGAAAACGCCGAAUCCAGAAAGAAGAAGUUCAAGAGGAGGAAAAUCUACUGUCAGAUCACUCAGCACCUGCUUCAGAACCACAAGAUGUGGCAGAAGGUGAUUGAGGAUGAGGAGAGGUUGGCUGGGUCAGAGAAGCAAGGCACGGAGCAAUCCCCACUGCACCAAUCUUCAGAACAAAUCCAGGCCAUCAGGGAAGAGGAGGAGGAGAAAGGCAAGGCCAAGAAGGAUGAAGAGGAGAACACAACUGUAGAACCAAACCAAUGACAAUAUUUACAGCAGUAUUUUAAGACAGAUUGACUCGUGCACAGACUCUUUCUCAAGCCAGCACAGCAUUUAGACACAACACUGUAGAAGUAUGGGAUAAUGCGCCUACAGCUGUUUCAUUUGUUUCUCUUUCCUUUUCAUGGUGAGGUACAUUGUUUAAACUCCUAUGCUCAAGGAAGCUUUCACACUGCAACACCGGCUUUACAGACUUUCUUUGAAGAGAUUUGGGGGUGGGUGGCAUUAUAUAAAUAUAUAUAUAUAUAUAUAUAGCCAGGGUUAUUGGCUGCACACUUCAGCAAAUUACAUUUAAUGAUAUAUUAUGGUCACUGUGAUAUUUACAGGAGAAAGUUAUCUGAGGAAAUGCUGCUUCUGAAGCACAUUUGCAGUUAACAGUAAGGUACCAGUUAAGUAGCUUUUUGAUCUUAAUGCUGAGGGAUAAAAGUUCCAAAGCUUUAUACGAAUGCUGAUGUAUCCUGCCAACACAAAUGUGUGAGUGAGGGGGUGUUUGCAAGUGUGAGUGGAUGUGAGGAAAUACAGCGUGCUCUGAGUUCUUACCACACUAGCUGUAGCACAUGUCCCAGCAUACCACAACAAACAGAAGGCCAGAAUUUUAGAGAAUUCGUGCCUGCAAGGGAACAAUUUUGAGGAGCUUUGCUUUCCCUCCAGUCCCAGUUUGCACUCCAGCUGCGGGCAGCCUCCGUUCAGCAGCAGCCCAGGCGCUGCUCUGGCCCUUCCAGCUGUGCUGGCAUCACCUCCUCCUCCUCCUCCUCCUCCUCCUCCUCCUCCUGGGCACCUCCCAGGGAUGUGCCCUGUCUGCAGAGGGGGCAGUGCAUGGCACAGCAGCCUGUGUCCCUGCAGAAGGCUGGCCCUGCCCGGGCUCUGCGGGGUGAGCGCGCCGCGGGGCCGCCCGCGUGCUUGGGCACGCUGUCCCCUUCUGCCCUCAGCCCUGCCUCUGGCAUCCAUCACCAAACGUGGAGCUGAGAACAAAGCUGAACUGCUGGGAGACAGAGGGAGGGGAGCUGGGGGCCAGGGGGAGAAGGCAGAGGGUGCAUGAGGAGCUGCUUGGGCACAGGUGCCAGUCCUGCGUGGGCUGGGCACUCGGUGCCCCAGGAUCUGCUCUCAUGGGCUUCACACAACUCGGGUUUUCAGGGCCAGUUUGUUGCUGGCAUUCUGCUUAGGAGCAGCAUGUUUGAUCCCACCAAUAUAUUUUUCUUUUCUUCUUUCUUCUUUUUUUUUUUUUUUUUUUUUGAUAACAGAAAGAAAAAGAUCAGGCCUGUAAGAACAGCAGAUCUUUUUGUUGUUGUUGUUGUUCUGUUCAUUUGUUUUUCUCUGUUGUUUAUGCUGUGAGCCAAAUGUCUAUUUAAAAGGUUGGAUAUUCACUUUCAAUAUUUUAUUUCACGAUAUAUUUGUCAAUGAUUAGCUAUCUAGAUGUAAAUAUGGAAAAAUUUUUAUGGGUUCCUGUAGAUAAUGAUAUCUUUAACAAAAAAAAAAAAAGAAAAAGAAAAAAAGGGAAAAGUUGUUUUGUAAAGAUAAUUUUUUUAAAAAUAAAUACAAAAACAUUUUUAUACAGUGUAGCCAUUUCCAAACCCCACAAAUAAAGUCUUGAGUAAUCUGUAUAGACCCUUCUGGGAAACCAGCAGUCUACAGGAUCAAGGCUUUAAAAUAUUAAUGCUCUUGGGGACUGGCAGCACCAAGCAGUACCCCACAAUUUAGAGACUUGUUCCCACAGAAAGAGUUCUAUAUAUAAGCUGCAGUAUCUCUCAGAACUCCUUUGACUGUGUGUGCUUUUUCUAGUUUGAUUCUGCAGCCCAUCACCAAGAAGAGGGUUGCAGUGAGGGUAAGAUUCCUUGUGAAAGGCAGAGUUUGUAGAAGUCCCUUCUGUAUUAAAUUUCUGGCAUUGCACCCAUCACUUUUUGCUAUUGUUACACAUUCACCAAAUUUCAUGGUCCUGUUGACACCUCCCCAAAAUGCUGGAACCAUUCUCUGACAAAGCCAGUCACAGGUGUGUUGUCACUUCAGGGCUCCUUCUUGCUUUGUGUUUCUGUCUGCUCAAAAGAGGAUUUGGGGUUUUUGCUGGUUGCAUUUGCCUGAUACUGCCCUGUCCUACCUUAGCAGUAGAAAAUGUGUUUGCCUUUCAGCAGAGUGACUGGGGCAGGUUCUGAAUGCUCUUAGCAGCAGGAAUAUUUAGGAAGUGUUUUCCAGUGAAAUCAGGAAAGCACAGAUCCAAAUUGCCCUGCUGUUUUAAAGGGAAAGGACAUUGAAGUCAUUCAGAAGAAAAAAGUUGUCUCCAAGAUCUCAGCAAGUCUCCACCAAUUCCAGCUUGUGUUGUUUUCAUGUCUUUUCAGUCACUUUGAUAAUUUUAUUUGGGCUUUUCUUGUGCAAGUGAUAUGGAUACCUUAGAGUAUGAGAAGGUUUUAUUAUGCCUCAUUCUGUCCUUUAAAAAUUCAAUUUACAGAGAUGCUUUAAAAUGUCACAUUUCCAAGCACUUCUUUCUCAAUUUUCAGUGCAGAAUCACUGCAAUUGGAUUUUAAUAGUGGGGUUUAUAUUGCUCUUGCUAGAAGAGGAAAAAAUUCUAUUGCAGCAAGUGUUAGUGGGUGCCCAGUUGGUAAAAUUAUGCAGAAGCAUUCAAGAAUGAGGCCAAAUGCUGUGAGUAGGGUUUCACAUAUUCCUCUAAACUGGCAUUCCCAGGGUUGGAAAGAACUAAGAGUAGCUAAGAAAAGUUAUCUGAAAAUGUGCUGAAAUGAAACCAUCAUAUUUUUCUAGUCAUCAUUUUUGCCAUUAAGUAAAAUUAGUGGCAGCCUCUAAUUUGUUUUUCUGCAUUGCCAAGGCAGCUGUUGGAAGUUGAUAGACCCCAGCCUGUUCAUGGGAGCAGCCACUGAGCUGCACCUUUAUGGUGAAGAAAUUGCUGACAGACUUAAAAUGAGAAUAAUUAUUGUUUUUAUCCAAACUAGAAAGGAAUUCCAGUGGAGAAGCUGAAGUGGCUGCGAGUGCUCAGCUUGGUAAGAGGUGACUUUUUUUUUCCCCACUUCAAAUAGUUCCAAUUUCUGCAGGUGGUCCCUCCUUAUGCAUCUGAUUCUCAGUCUUUGAAGUGCAUGUCUGGCAGGAAUGAUCAGGAAAUCUCCAGGCUGGCUGAGAUAUAACACAAAAUACCAGAGAGAUUUUAUGUCAAGACUGUGAAAAAGAUUUUUUUUUCUGUUGUUCUUCGAGGUUCAUAGAUAAUGAAGCAGGUAAUUUAGGGGGCUUUUUAAUAUUUUCUAGUCCAAAGGAGGCAAAACUUUUCUCCUGCAGUUGCAGCAGCCUUUUGAAGGCAGAAGGUUUUCACUUUGUGUAGUCCUUUGGUGUUGCAAGCACCAAAUAAUCCACAGCCUAAGAAAUAUUUUAGGAAGAAAAACUAAAUAAAAGAAAAUUAAUUCCAUUCAAUGAGCAAAAAGCUCUUGUUUAAGGUGGGAUGUUUGCAAUGUUGAUAUGAGUUCCUGCUACACACCAUAUGUAAAGCAGUGUGGUAGACACUAAAGAAAGCAAGCCCCAUUUAAAUGGUGUUUGGCAGUGGCAAACCCAAAGUACUUUAGUUCUCUUUAAAAACAAGAGGAGAAGGACUAGAUGAUUUUUUUUCCUUUUGGAUAUUACUUUAAUGGCACUUGGUGUCUGAUCCUGUUCCCUUCCAGACUAGAAGUGUGCCUGAAAUGCUUUUGCAGUGCUUGCAGCUCCCAGUGCAGUGACAAAAGGACUCAGUGUGUCAUGCAGCAAUCACAUGAAAACACUUUUGUCCCUAUAUUGGCACCUUUGUUGAUGGCCACGUGGUGUUUACCAUAUAUAACUUCUCCUUACACUUGUGUUGCAGAGGGAACACGUGGAAGCAGAGAGUGUGAAAGCCCCAAACAAUUAAAUUACUUUGUAGGAGGAGUGGAAGACAGUAGCUUUUAAGAAACCAAAAAUGCUGUGUCUAAAAUCAAUAAUUUCCACCAUGCUCAAAGGGCCAUAGUUUACUACUCUCUAUAUUUAUGCUCUAAUUCUAAAAUCUUGGCUUGUUUUUAGCUUAUUUAAUGUGCAGAGCAUUUUGACACUUGUCUCUGGAAAUCAUCUACUCCCAGCAGCAGGAAGAUGGUGUUUGAUGAGAUGUUGCAUCAGGAGUUGCUGCAAUCUAGGGGAAAGGGAUUUUGCUGUGCUUUUGGCAGGAUUUUGGAUGGCCUUCAUGUGUGGAUGAAAUCUUGCACACAGAGCUGUGUGUCACCACAUGUGACAUCAUUCAGGGUGCUGGUUCUCAUAGCAAACAUGGUCAUGUUAUGGCAGGAAAUGCUUCUCAGGGAAGAUGUCAUUUGAGAAUGCUUUUGUUAAUUAUUCAAGGAUACUUUUCAUCAGUUUUUAUUCUGGCAUCAUGCAUGAACUUCUCUCUGCAUCAUCAUCAUCAGCCUAAAGAUGGAUUUAGGGAUUUACCAUUAGUGCCCCACUGCUAGAAUUCCUAAGAUCCUGGUGGUCUGAAUCUGGAAGAAGGCUAAAGCUGCAGAGGUUCAAACAGAUGCUUUUACAGGUCCAAUCUGGCAUCUAAGCAAAUUUCUCUCCCUAGUCCCAUUCUAUGCAUUCCACUUGACAUAAAGUUCUUUUUUUUUUUUGCUUUAAACAUUCUAAAUUUCUGUCUUCUUUUUCACUAGAAUUUUUUUUUUUCUGAAAUUCUGGCCCCAUCCUUCUUCAGGAAUGCCCUGGGAAGGAGAAUGCAGUGUGAAGAAGGCAAGGAUCUUGCCAAAUUCAGAGCCUGUAAGGACUCUGUGUGGGCAUCCACACGGAUCUGUGAGCUGAGUAGGUGUGGGGGAGCUGCCUGGACUUGGAAUCCUUGAGAAUUUUGUCAGUUCUCAAAACAAACCCUAGGCAUUUUUGAAAGCUCAGCCAUGAGUCUGAUGCAGCAAAAGCUUUGUGCUUGGUGCUGGUUGUUAGUGAAGUUCUUGUGCAAAGUCUGUGUAAGUCCUGCCAGCACUGAGGUGUUCCAACAUCCCAUGGAAGGAAGGAAGGAUGGAAGGGUUCAGUUUAAGGAGGAGAAGUUGCUGAGCAUCCCAGGGCCUCGUGGGCAGCAGAUCAGACAGAAACCCAUUCCCAGAGUGAAGGAUUCUCCUCUCUGUUGGCCUCAGAACAUGGAGUUCCCCCCUGGCAGCUCAGAGCUGGGGAGAUCAGGGUUGUACACAUCAGGAGGGAAGGGAAACCUCCAUUCUGUGGGAAGGAGGAAAGGAAAUCACAGUCCAUUCUCAGCCAGACUUCAUAAAACAAAACUUAUUUUCCUUUUCUUUCAAAAGCAAAUGUAAUCCUGCUGAAAUGGAGUAAACACAGAGUUUCUGGGAGGUUCAUUGCAGCUUGAUGUUGCUGUAUUAGUCAAAAUGAUGGCAGUGUUAAAGAGAAGAUAAUUAUUCCCAUUAAUUAGAGCAGGAGAGUCUUCAUUUUUUCCUGUUUUUCAGUGAAUCAACAGGUAAGAGCAUCCAGAGAACAAUGCAUGUUAAGUGAUUUUGAACUGAUGAAAGAAUCAUAGAAAUUAGGUGAGAGCUGUCUUAACAAACAUUGGAAGAGCUUGCAAAAUUAUUGAUUAUUGGAGUAAAACUUUGAUUUAGAGCAAAAUAGCACCAGUACUUUUGAGAGCAAUUUAGUGUGAUAGCUCUUUCUUUGAAUUUCAUCACUUUCCUUUAGCAAAACAACAUUCCUCUGCAGGUAAAUCAAAGCAGGGUUUAGCCUCUGCUGUGGUAGAUAUUGAGUCCCAGUGUUGGGGGGAGCAGUGUGAGAAUUAUUCUCCAUUUACAACCUAAUUAUGGUUUAUUCAGAGGCCAUUAGUGGGAUUUUCCUGGCAGGCAGGUGUUCUUUUGAUGAAAAAUGCAUCUCACCAGCUCAGCAGGGUGCAGAUGUCACCUGAGUGAGCCCUGAGGACUCCUCGGGAGCCUGGGGGCAGAGCAGUGCCGGUGUAUUUCUGCAGAGGUCAUUUUCACAGUGACAAAAGGCACAAAAGGCAGGAGCUGGAGCUAGCUAACAAAGCCUCUUUGAUAAAAAUGAAAUGGUAAGCACUGUGCAGUCUGAAACCCUGCCAGUGCCACUGGGGUGUACACAGACAUCUCCUGAGUGCUUGCUCCUGUAAAACUGCUGUGAGUUCAGGUAAAACCAGCUGGCCUUGGGUGUGUCUGUCAAGCUGAAGGGUGUAGUAAAUCAAGAAGAAUUUUUGACUGAAGUUAUUUAAUUCUCCUUCAUCAAGGAACACUUUGCUUGGUGCAAGAGGAGGGAAAAAAAAAAAAAAAAAGAGAAUAUUUCAUUUGAGCUUUUCAGGUUGCCAGUCUGUGCCAGUGGUCUCUUGCUCCCAAAGCUGUGUGUGCAGGAUGUCUGAGAUGUGGGAAUGGGGCAGCAGAGGAGAAUUGUUCUACCCUGGAUGCCACAGGGAGUCUCUGUGCUCUGGGGAGCACCAUGAAACCUGCAGCUGUGCAAAGAGCAGGGAAUUAGCUGGGGAAACCCAAAUACUCCUGUUUUCUGUGUGGGAGCAUAGAGCAGGUACACAGGAGUGUGCCACAGCUGCAAGCCAUGUGUCCUCUUAUGGCUGAAUUCUCUUGUCCUGAGGCAAACCCACAGAAAUCAGAUCACAUAAUAGCUCAGUUUUCAAUGCUGUCUUCCUGUACUGCAGCAAAUGCUUAGAAACAAUUGAUGUGAAUUAGCAACUGCUCUUUGCUUUUAAAUAUUUAUUUAAAGGAGUUGGGAGGUUUUGGUGGUGCUUUUCAUUUUUCUCCUCUGACCCCAGUCAUUUCCCCCCCAUGCUUUCCUAAAAAAGAAUAAAAAAUUAGAAAGCUCAGUGAUCUGGUCAGAGAGAAAGCAGGGAGAGGUUUGCCCUGUGUCCAUUCUGCUUCAGGCAGAAAGGCUGCUGGAGUCUGCUAGAGCUGACUGUCCUUCCCAAAAUUCCUGCCUGAUCCUGAAACACAACCAAAACCUGUGUUUGAGUGCAAAAUGUUGAUUUGUGGGUGUUUGUAAACCUCGAUGGAGUGCUGCAGGGGGUGUCCCAAGAGAUCAAAGCCAGCGUUAAUGCCUGCUCUGUGCUGUUGAUGAUAUCUUUAAUAUUCAACCAUGUCAGUGUACUUUUGAUCAUUGCUUUCCUAAAGUUGUCUUCUUCUCUUGAAUAUCAGUAUCAGAUGUUUGCAUGAUGGAAAGUCAUUUAAGUUCACUUUUCAAAAGCAGUGAUUCAUACCGUGGGUUACCUUUGUUUAACAGAGUCACAUUUUCACUGACGGGUGGCAGUUUUUUUUUUUCUUUUUAGUGCUUUUGAUAGAAGAACAUCCAGGAUAUUUUCCAACAAAAACCCAUUUUUUCACCUUUGCCUCCAGUUCUGGAAGAAAUACCUCCCCAAAAUAAUCCUUUUCCAAUGCAGUUUGGCCUGUCUGGGUAACCAUAUGCAAGUAUGUACAUCAUGUGGAAGAUGUGAUUGAAACAUUUCAAAAUCCCAUUUUGGUAAAGUAAUCAAGAAAUUAACCUAGCAAGAUUACAACCCUUUCUAAAUUCAAAUCUUGGGUGUGCCAAUAUAAUUGAAGCACUUGACCCCCACCAGAUUUGAGGGCCAAAUUAUACAGAUUUUUUAUUUUAAAAUUAACAACAGGCCAGACAAUUUUCUUUUUCACUUCAGGAAACACUGAGAAAUUUGGUGAUCUUACAUCCUGUGAGGGUUGGCUCCUGGUCUGGGACCUUGGGGCAGAAUUAUUUUAAUGAUGUUUAUUCAGACUCAGCUAUAGUAGCAGGUUUCCACAAAUCACUCCUGUCCUACAAAUUCAAUCCCUCCUUGGAUUAUUUUUUUUUUCACUUCAAAAGGUGAGAAAAAGAUGGGGGGGGGGGGGGGGUUUGCAAUUUUAUAUGGCUCUAUUUGACAAAGGGUUUUGUGUACCUUUAUAAUUCUUUUGAAGCAAUAUUUUAAAAAAUAACUGCCAGCCCAAGUGGCAAUGCAGAGAAGUGCCAUCUUGUUUGGGAUUUGUACACGCCAGUUUUUAACACAGUGUUCUUUUCACUAAGUACUACAUACUUUAAUUUAUAUUUAUAUAUUGUCAAUAUUGUUGUAACCAAGCUUCUCCUUUCUAAACACUUCAGGAACAAGGCCUUGUAUUUUUAGGUGAUUUUCAUAAACAGAAUAAUUCUUUUCCUUUCACUAGUAUCUUGCACUCGAUACAUGUAGCAAUACUUAAUAUAUUCUCUUCACAAGUAUUUGUUAAGUGAUUUAGUUAAUGGCUGAUAAAUGUUUUGUACAAAAUAGAUUCUGUACAGGAAAAAAAAAAAUCUUUUAGAUAAACAUUAUUUAUUUUUACUGUUUUGUAAGUUAGACACUAUAAUGAAGCUCCUUUUUGCCAGAAUUACUGGAAGUGCCUCUUGGUAAAAUGUAUUAUACAGUAAAUAUGUAUUCAAAAUUAUUAGAAAUACUUGUCACAAAAUGAACAAUGUGGAUGUUGCAAUGUGAAGACAAAUGUACAACAUAAAUAUAAUUCUGUGGUAUCUUG
Messenger RNA from Haemorhous mexicanus (house finch), 11357 nucleotides. RefSeq names its product phosphodiesterase 3A (gene PDE3A). Bases 79 to 2871 code for a protein of 930 amino acids. The transcript is spliced from 16 exons. Gene Ontology annotation, molecular function: 3',5'-cyclic-AMP phosphodiesterase activity. NCBI's taxonomy places the organism in Eukaryota, Metazoa, Chordata, Aves, Passeriformes, Fringillidae. Gene Ontology annotation, cellular component: cytosol. The record is from RefSeq and is a predicted model, not a curated record. Gene Ontology annotation, biological process: positive regulation of oocyte development; oocyte maturation.